Nerophis lumbriciformis (worm pipefish) is the source of this 1926-nucleotide messenger RNA. RefSeq names its product queuine tRNA-ribosyltransferase accessory subunit 2 (gene qtrt2). Lineage: Eukaryota; Metazoa; Chordata; Actinopteri; Syngnathiformes; Syngnathidae. The record is from RefSeq and is a predicted model, not a curated record.
UGUCUCAUGGCGGUAACGGCGGUGAACGCAGGAGUUUAGAAGUUGUCAAAUAUUACCGGAGGCUUUGUAACGGGUCAAGUGUGUCAAUCUGGGGUGAGAUAACGCGCGUCUCUCUGUGGUGAAAGGAUGAAAACAUUUGAUGCGACUUGCAAGGUUGCUAAUUCAUGCGCUGCUGUAAAGCAUUAGAGUUGAUUGAUUGAUUGAUUGAUUGAUUGAUUGAUUGAUUGAUUGAUCGAUUAGCUGCACGGCUGCGAGCAGGAUGAAGCUAGAGCUGUGUCAGGUGCUUCAGGAAGGAAGCCGUCUGGGUGUCCUCAGGUUUCUCGGCAGGAGCCUGCAGCACUCCAUGGAGGUCCCCGGGUGUCUUCUGUACACUCACUGCGGCACAGUGCCUCACCUCACCCGGGACACACUGCACUGUGUGGACGAGCUGCCCUCCGUCACCCACGUCACGCUCUCACAUCUAGCGGAACACCAGGACGUGUUGGAGGAGUUCCAGGAUGGAUUUAAAACAUUUGCAGGUCUUCGUGACACCGUGUUGUACUGUUCGCUGCAUGACCCCGCCACCCCUUGCCCCGCGGGUUACACCACCAACAAGACGGUGUCGGUGUGGGGCAGCGGCGGGCGCAUGGAGCUGACGGUGGCAAAGUUCAUGGCCCUGCAGAAGCACGUGCAGCCCGACUGGUACCUCAGCAUGGCGGACGGAGAGACCUGGCAGCGCAACACGUCCCGCAAGAGGGUGCGCAAGGCGGUGGACCGGACCCUCGCCCACCUGGACCAGUGUCUGCUGGUGCAGCAGGCAUCACAGGAGCUGCAGGGAGCGCAGGUGUGGGGGGCGGUGCAGGGCGGAGACAUCCUGGAGGAGAGACUCCGCUCCGCCAGGGAGACCGCCAAGAGGCCCGUUGCUGGCUUCUGCCUGGACGGCCUCCAGACGGGCUGCGUGGACCAGGCGCUGAGGAGCCAGCUCAUCACGGCGGUGGUUAAAGAGCUGCCCGAGGACAAGCCCAGGAUGCUGCAAGGUGUCGGGAGGCCCGACGAGGUGCUGGCGUGCGCUCAGGCCGGCGUGGACCUCUUUGAGGGCUUCUUCCCCUUCCAGGUGACCGAGCGAGGCUGUGCUCUGUGCUUCGACUUCGAGAUCGCCACGGACCCGGAGAGUGCAGUGCUGGAGGAGCACCUGGCAGAGGAAGUCCAGCAGAACGGAGACCACAGCGCAAGUGACGAUCCAACACAGAUGACGUCCUUUGAGAUGGAUCUCAAAGACAAAAGGUACAGAGAAGACUUCGGGCCCCUGGUGGAGGGGUGCGGCUGCUACUGCUGCCGGAACCACAAUAGGGCGUACCUGCACCACCUGCUGGUGACCAACGAGCUGCUGGCUCCCGUCUUGCUGGCCAUCCACAACACCACCCACUACCUGGGCUUCUUCAGAGCCCUCAGAGGAGCUUUGGCCCGCCAGGAACUGGACCUCCUGAGAAGACGUGUGCUGGCGCCGACACACGCAAAAGGACAAAGAGCAACCAUCACGUAGACCAGAUGGACGAGGCCCCGAGGAGAGCUUUGGCCAGGGAUCAGAAGUGCUUUCUUCUGGCCGUCUCAGUCAGGUCCCAAGAAGCUUGGCCUUCACGCCGCCCUCGGACUAAAGACUCUGAUCUUGUUGUGUUGUGCAGGUCACGUCAGGACAACCUGCCAGUCAUCCCUCAUUUGCAUAACCCUAGAACAGUCAGGACGUGGACUAUGGACGUGGACUAUGGACUCUGGAUGUAAGUGCAGCUUAGCACAUACAUGACCAAGUACAUCACGCAGCGACAUUACAUUGCAACUAAGUCAGGGAUGUCAAAGUCGUUUUAUCUCAGGGGCCGCAUGGAGGAAAACCUGUGCACACGCGGGCCGGACUAUUAAAAUCAUGGCAUUAAAACUAAAAAAUAAAGACAA